Messenger RNA from Bombyx mori (domestic silkworm), 3875 nucleotides. RefSeq lists its product as uncharacterized. Gene Ontology annotation, biological process: regulation of cell cycle. Gene Ontology annotation, cellular component: nucleus. Lineage: Eukaryota; Metazoa; Arthropoda; Insecta; Lepidoptera; Bombycidae. Gene Ontology annotation, molecular function: cyclin-dependent protein serine/threonine kinase inhibitor activity. The record is from RefSeq and is a predicted model, not a curated record. The transcript is spliced from 2 exons. Bases 369 to 911 code for a protein of 180 amino acids.
AAAUGUCUCCCCUUUCAAGACUACACCUGUAUCCCGUGACAAAAAGCGUCCUUGGAUCCAUUGACUCCAUUGUUAAAGUUUGCGCGCCAAGUGGCCGAAAUCGGCGCAUGAGGCGAUGCGCGGGAAAACUGAGCGUCAGUCGAACGCAGAAAGAGCCCGCGUUCGGUCGCAGCCACGCCGAACCGGCUUUUAGGUUAGAAUUGGCGCGUCGUAUCGCCAGGUGUUAUUUACUCCCCCGCUCUAACUUGACGUACGCCGUAUAGUCUUUCUCACCUGCCCUACCUGCGGACAACAGCUGUUUUCUCUCGAGAGAUUAGUCAGAUGUUUCUUGGCAACCAGUUGAAGCUCACCUGACUCGUUCGUUAGACAUGGCGGCUGGAGGACGAACACCUAAACAGAGGAGAUUCGAGAUAUCUGCUGGAAUGGCAGCCUUAAGAAAUGUAUCUAAUACACCAAGGAGGCGACGCGGAAGCUGCAAGUGCUUAUUCGGUGCGCCUGACAGAGAUGAAACGAGGCGAUUAAUGGCAGAACAAUAUGCAAGAGACAAGAAGCGUUUCAUUAGAAGGUUUAAUUUUGACAUAGAAUCAGAGUGUGCUUAUAAAGCAGUGAAAUUGGAUUCUCCUGUUAAGUUCCUCGAAGAAGAUAAAGAAAAUUCAAAUAGCCCCGUGAGGAAUGGAACUGAAGCAUUGGCAUGUGUGGAAAACACUGACUUGAGGGUUUUGGGGUCGCCAUCUAGAAGGUCGACAAGCAAUAGUAGUUCACCGCGAACCCCUCGAACACCUCGCACUCCGCGGGCAUCUCGUACACCAAGGACUCCACGAACGCCUGCUUCUAGACGACAGCUCCAAAUGACAGAUUACUGGACGCUAAGAAAGCAUGCCGAUUCUUCAUCAAGCGAUAAAGAAAAUUAGAAGAAUGAUAGAAAACGCAUGAUUAAUUAUAAUUCUCUUACAAAUCAAUCAAAUAUUUAUUAGAUUUAUUUUCAUUCAACUAACAUUGUGUUCCUACGUUUAAAUGAUUUUAAGGUUUUUUUUAUUUCGGGGCUUAGAGGCUAAAAAGUCUUUAUUAUUUUUCUAAAAAACUAAAUUAACGAAAUUUCAUAAAUGAUAUAACUUUUGAAUUAAUCUGAGUGAUGUAUUAUCUUCUUUUCUAUCAAUUAGCUAUUUCACGAAUAGUUAGAUUAAUAAUUAUUGUUUUAAUCGAGCAAUAUUCUUUUUUUCUUAAAUUGUAACCAAAAAAUAUGAAACAAAUUAAGUGUGAGUAUCCUAUAUUUUGUUACCAUACAUUACAGACUUAGGGAUAUCAGUUAUAAUUGUAUUGUGUCUCGACGGUCCUAAAUACGUGUUUCAACACGGAGUUACUCUUAUACAUUAAUUCAAUAGUCAUUCAAUAGACAUACAUAUGUAAAAUAAUAAUGUGCACAUCCAAAAAGGUAAUAAGUCAACGUAAUAUUUCCCGCGGUUUUCGCCGCUCCCAGACAUAAAACUAAAGCUAUUUUUAACAUUUUAAAUUCGCAUUUGAUACUUUACGUCGUAUCUUCUCCGGUGGUUUGAAUACUUUUAACUUUUUGCUUUCACUUAUUUAGUAAUUUUACAGGUAAUUUGACGGUAGUCGCACAAAAUCUCAACGAAUAGCUUCCCUGUGAAAAUUAAAAAGCAUUCGAUACUUCUAAAGAGAGAGAGAGAGAGAGAGAAAAAAUUGCUAAUUUAAUACCCGGUAAAAAUAGUUUUAAUCGCAUCAGUUUUAAAGAGCCAAUGAAGUUUGAAUAGAGAUCCUCAAUUACUGCGGGAUUCGCAUUUUCUUCACUUAAAAUGAAGUUUGAAGAAGAUAUUUCAUUCUGUUAAUAACUUGAAUUAAUGCUUUAGAUUUUAAUUCAUUGAAACAACGUACGUGCCUAUAUAUAAAUAACAUGCUACUAUGCAGAUUUUCUUCGAUGUUAAUAGAAGAUUGAGAUGUUCGAAAUCUCUUCUGGGUUCACGUCGAAAAACAAUUGAAUAUGCAAUUUCGAAAAGGGCACAUCUCUGUAAAUGUAAAAUGUUCAGGAAAUUUAAAAAAAAAACUGAUUAUUUUCUAAAGCAGUGUAAAAUUUAAAAUAUUAACUUUUGAGAUAUAUUUUAGUGUUAAUUAGCAAUUGAAAAUUAAAUGGAAUUAUUAUAAAAUGGGUGUAGGUAAGCCUCAAAACUACAUGUAUAUGAAAAAACGUAUUUGACAAAAUAUGCGACAUUUGCCCUUUUCGAAAUAGCAUAUUCAAUUGAUUAUUUUUUGUACAGACUAUUUAUCGGAUCGCUUAUCGAAUUUAUUUAACAAACAGACAAUGUUAUUUAAUAAUUUAUUUAACAGACGGGCAAAUUCAAAAAUAAAUAAACACUAUACUCAUUCUACAAGAUAUUUCAUGGAUUUUCAUAAUGCGUCCGUAUCAAAAGUCACCUUUAACAUUAAAAAAUGUCUAUAUUUAAUUCAUUUUAUAUUCUAAUGACUUAGUUAAAACAUUUCGUGAUCACGAAAGACGAGAAUGUAUUAAAAAUAAAACUAUAAACAAUAAUUUGUAGUUAAUAAAAGCAAUGAAUACGAAUUAUUCAAACCGAAACACUGUAAAAUGAAAUAAAUAAAAAAGUCAUUUUUUAACAAAAAAACAAUAAUUAUAUCGCUUCGUAUUUUUCAUAAUAUUUUUAUUUAUUCAUUUGCCGAAUGUACUUAAAUAUCUAAAAAAACAUACUGAUUGAUUAUGUAUUAGAACGGACACAGACUAAAGAUUUCAAGGCAUGUUAGUUAUGCAUUCUGAUUAUAAUAUAAAAAAGUAUGUGGAAAAUGUAGUUUGAAAUAUCAAUAAAUUUCACGUUUUGAGAUCGUCGUUAAAUCCUAAGUUGUUUUUAAGAAAACAGAAAAAAAGACGCGUUUUCUUUAAAAAAUAUAUUUUAAAAUAAAACUUUUACAUACGCCGAUACUUCAUAAUGGUGUUCACAAAUCAUCCGAUGCGGGCAGUGACCGGAUUGCUUAGACAUCACAGUUUAAACACGUCUCACCAAUCAAACGGCAACGAAUUUUUACUGGUGGUAGGACCUCUUGUGAGUCCGCACGGGUAGGUACCACCACCCUGCCUAUUUCUGCCGUGAAGCAGUAAUGCGUUUCGGUUUGAAGGGUGCGGCAGCCGUUGUAACUAUACUGAGACCUUAGAACUUAUAUCUCAAGGUAGAUGGCGUAUUUACGUUGUAAAUGUCUAUGGGCUCCAGUAACCACUUAACACCAGGUGGGCUGUGAGCUCGUCCACCCACCUAAGCAAAAAAAUAAUAAUAUUACCUGUAAGAGAUACAGACGUAUGGUCGAACCUGUCUGGAUCUAGAACACACCCUACCGGUACUUCGAUUAAUUAGAAUCUAUUUGCGUAGAGCUCAAGUCAUUAAUUGUCGAUCGCAUCCACACGUAGCGUACCUAUAAGUAAGAAUUUUAAACCUUGUUUUUAAUCUUAGAAUCUAGUCUGAGAUCUCUGCAAUAAUGUAUAUAUAUACAUAUAUAUAUUUUUUUUAAUUCUUAAAUUAUGUUAAUAUAGGAAGCUUCCUAAUUAUUCUGUCCUUAGAUUUUAGUCUCUUCAUAAUAAUAAUAAUAAAAAACGCUUAGCCUGUAAAUUUUAAUAUAGAAAUUUAAUACCUAUAUAAAAAUAAGUCGAUUAAGUGCCUAGAUUUGUUUUUAAUAUUUAUAUGUAAAUUAGUAUUGUCGUUUGUGUUUUAAAAAAAAAAACCACCCUUUAAAUAAUUUAGCCUUUAAUGUUUUGGUGCAAGCGCUUCUUCGUGUUUUUUAGAUUAACAAGUGAUAUUUUUAAUUACAAGAUUAAUGUACAACUUGCUAUUUGUAUAAAUAAAUUUGAUAAUAUAAUUGUA